AUGAAUAAGGAUGUGUGUAGCAACUUCAUUUAUCUAAUGACGAAUUUUCCCGAUCAAUUGGACAGUGAUGGAAAGUAUAAAAUUGAAGAUGAUCAACAUUUCAAACAGUAUUGUAGUAAUCAAAAUUGUGUCAAUGAGCUCGAAAAAAUUAAUGCUGGGUGUUUAUAUUUGUUUGAUGAAUUCUUUAAGAAUUCUUCUGUGUUUAAGUCUGUUGCAAAAAGUAACAUCGAUAUUGUUGAAUACAUUAUAAUAUGGUUAAAUUAUAUGUUAAACCUAAAGAAAAAUAAUGACGGAAGCGACAGUUUAACUUAUUUUUAUACUACAAAUAUAAACAAUGAUAAGUAUACUAAUAUUAUAGGUGGUGUUGAUGCUUAUAGUAGUUAUAAGGAUCUUAUAGAUAAAACAAAUAUGAUGAAUAUGGAUAUUAAAGAUAUAUCUAAAUUUUAUGCUCCAUUUAAAUUAUUAUGUGAAAUUUAUAAUGAAUUUGAUGAUGACAAUAAAAAUUGCACAUGUUUGGAAAAAGCUAAUCAAUUUGUUAAAAAAUAUCAAGAACUUGAUGGAGACUCUAAUAAUACUGAAGGCACUUCCUACAAUAAAAUAUUGUCUACAUUAUCAACUGAUUAUAAUAAUUUAAAAAAUAAAUGUAAUGAUACCUUAUCCUUUCCAUCGAUAGAAACAGCACAAAAUACUACAAAAAUUACUGAACAAACUGUACAAAAUUCUGCACAAACAUCUGAAGUUGCAUCAUUAAGUUCGUCGAUAGGAAACAAAUUAAUUCCAAUUUUAUCGAUAUUUGGUGCAAUAGCAUUUUUUUUAGGAAUUGGAUAUAAGUAUUCGUUAUUUGGAUUUCGGAAACGAUCUCAAAAACGACAUUUAAGAGAAAAGCUAAAACAAUAA
Molecule: messenger RNA, 897 nt
Organism: Plasmodium berghei ANKA
Lineage: Eukaryota; Apicomplexa; Aconoidasida; Haemosporida; Plasmodiidae
Product: BIR protein
Exons: 3
Coding region: 1-897 (298 amino acids)
Source: RefSeq, a predicted model, not a curated record